GUUACGUCGUCGUCAGUGACCCGGUCGAUGUUCGGUUUGGGUUUUAAUAAGAGGCUCUCCGGCGCCCCGCCACGCACAAGCUGGACAAAUUUCUGUGAUCAACUUUCUUAGAGUUUACUGCAGCUAUGGCUACUCCUGAUGUCAGUGUUCAUGUGGAGGAGGUGGUUGUCGUGACAACACCUGACACCCCAUCAGAUGGAAAUGCAGUUGAAGAUGUUAAGACUGUUUUAGUAGACUUCAAAUCAACCCAGCCGAGUGGAGGAUUAAGUGACGACAGUAUGGACUCUGUCAACACUCCUGGAGCCUAUUCAUCUUCCUCCACAUUGAUCCAGAAAGGUGAUGUUAUUGAGGUAAAAAUUGCUGGAGAGGGAGAUAAUAUAGAGCCAGAAAUAAUUUAUCCUAUAACCUGUGGAGAAAGUAAAGCUAACCUCAUUUGGAAAAAGUUUGUUUGUCCUGGUAUCAACAUAAAAUGUGUUCAGUUUGACAAUCAACUUAUAAGCCCCAAAGAAUUUGUGAAUCUAGCUGGAAAAUCUACAUUGAAAGACUGGAAGAGAGCUAUCCGUUUGAAUGGUGUGAUGCUGAGAAAAAUCAUGGAUUCUGGAGAAUUGGAUUUCUACCAACACAGUAAAGUGUGUUCCAAUACAUGUCGUAGUACAAAAAUUGAUCUUUCCAGUGCCAGGUCAUCUUUGAGCAGUCAGCAAUCAACAGAGUACAUCUCAGUGACUCCUGCUUUAGCUGAUGUUAAUGGCUCACCUGCCUCAUCUAGAGUUGAGAGCUGUGAAGAUAAUUCUGAAUGGAUUUCAACAAUACCAGAUGAUACUUUCACAUUUUGGCGUGGAUUAAAAGAAGCAGGCUUACUGGAAGAAGUCAUACAGGAGCUUCAGCAAGAGAUGCAAAAUACUCUGAAGGGUCUUCAACAAAGAGUGCAUCAGCCUCCUCUUCAAGUUGUUGAUGCAGUCAUUCUUAACAAUAUUGUGCAAAGUUUUGGUCUUCUGGACCUUGUUAAAAAGGUCUUGACAAGUCACAAGAGCCAAAUGGAUCGUUCCCGAGAGCAGUACACGCGAGAUUUAGCGACUUUGGAACAACAAUGUGAUGAGCAUCGUAAGCGAGCUAAAGAAUUAAAGAACAAAUCCCAGCAUCUAAACAAUGUUCUCAUGACCUUGACUCCAAUUGCAGCAGCACCACCUUCCAAGAGGCCUCGCCUUACUAGAGCAACAUCAGGACCAGCAACAGUGGCAGCUCAAAUGGUCACAACAUCACAGUCAGGCCAGCUUACGUUGGCUUCUGGAGUGCCUCUGUCUCAACUCACAAAUUUAGGAAAAAUGGCAACAUUAUCCACUAUUCCAGUCACUGCAGUUGGCAAGGUUUCACCGCACACAGCAACGUUUACUGCGACAGCUUCACCACUGAUUGGAGGGUACAACGUUCUGGCAUCUUCAAGCUCUGGGAUACCCAAUACUGUUGAGAUCCACCCAGAGACAUCGAAUCUAGCAGUCCUGAGCACAGCUGCCAUCCAAGAUGGUAACACUGUGUUGAAAGUCGUCAGCCCAAUCCAGCUGUUCACUACUGUCCCUGGUCUCAAUGCUGCACUCCAUAACAAUACCCAGAUGGCAUCUGUUGGAAGCACACUUAUGGCUGUGCCAUCUGCUGAAACCAACACAACAGGAGAAGGACACACCACUAUACAGGUGACAUCAAUAAGUGAAGAACAUGAACAGAAACCAUAGCCUUGAACUAAUGCUUCACAUUAUUAGAAUGUUUUGUUUCAAAGCCCUGUUGCUACUGAAUGUAACUUUUGAGAACUGUACCAGAAUGGUUUCUGCUACACAAUGAUUAAACCUACACAGUGCCACCAAGUGAUGAAAAAACAUUAGAGUGGAAGCAGCAAAAUCACAGAGUAGGAGCAAAUGUCUCAACUCUUUUUUUUCAGACUUUGGCUUAAGUACAAAAAUACAGACAUUUAUCAGAUAUGCUUGAUAGAAUUGUUUAUAAUGUAUUUUACAGAGCUUUUCUGCACUGUAUUUUGUGUGCUUUAAUACCUAAUUACACUCAAAAUGUCUUGAGAUUGCUUUACAAAAUCCAUAAUUGAGUUAGUGGCAGUUUCAUUUUACAAUAGGUGCUUUCAUCGUUUUCUAAUAAUUAUUUUAUUGUGUUGUGCUGUUUGGAUAAUCAUAUGGUUAAGAUGGAGAAUUUGUAAAUAUUCAGCCAAUGUAAUUUGUUUACAACCCGAUAUUGUACAAUUGACAUUGUACUUAGAAUAAUGUUGGUACAUAAUUUACGAUUUUUGUCAUAUAUGAAAAGCUAACCAGGCAAAUUCAAGCAAAUGGGUACGCUAUGAGUAAGCUGAGUUUUUAAAAAUGGAUUUAAAUAGCAUCUGUAAAAGAAUUAUCGCAUUUGCGCUUUAGUGGCAGCCACAAUAUAAGGUACCAUUUUUAUUCAUGGUGAAAAUGUGCUUAUUUGAACGUAUGAGUUAUACAAAACAAAACUGAUUUAGUGUUUCUAUGACAAGUUAUGCUUUACACAACAUACUUUUUUAUACUGCUGUACGUUUAUUAAAAUUAUCAGAUCAAUACUUAUAAGCUAAACUGAUGGAAAGAAAUGGAACAUAAAUAGUUUUAAAGUCACUGUUUUCUCCCUGUCUCCACAGUAAACUGAAACCAUAUAUUUAUGAUCAAUAUAUUUGAACUUCUUAGUUUUUCAAGAAAUUGUUCCUUUUGUUACAUGUGUGAUCUUAUUAAAAUCUAUAAACCCCACAGUUUAGGCAGGUAUGAACAAUGUCUGAAUAGUUUAAGUUUAGUUUCUUAAUAUUCUCUUUUUGCCAAAAUUCAAACUUCUUUCUGCCAUUUUCCAUACGUAGAUGUCCACAGAUACUUAUGAGAUUACUGAGAAUUUAUGAUUGGAUAACAAAGUGGUUUAUCAAAUUUGGCUGACGAUAGAUUGUCUGUAUACUGAGUGAAAGCUUCUUCUAAAACAUUUUUCUGAAGUGUUCCCUCGCACUAUUUUGAAGUCUUCCUGGAUCAUGCUGAAGUUAAAAUAGUGACCGAUCAGUUCAUGAUCCGGCUCUUAAACUUGAGAUAUCUGCCACAUUAAUAAAUUGCCCUCAGAUUUUUUUUUCCCUUUUUUUUGAGGAAUAAAUUGGCUCAUACACACCUCCUCUUCAUAGUUACAGAGGCAGAGAUUAGCAGCACACAGCAGGAAGAUUUGCUGGCAUAGACACAUAUUCUGCCACAAUGCAUUGAAUAAUAGAUAAACUGGGAAUGAGUGAUAAGAUAAUCUGGGUAUGUUUUAUCAUAUAAACUGCAAUGACAUGCCAGUCAAUAACUAAUUUCCUGCUCCCUUCUGUUUUAUAUGUAUUUUCAAUAUAUGAAGUUUCUGGGUAAUAAAUGUUAACAGUUUGGUGAGGUUUUUAAUUGGGGUUUGGUUGCAACUUUUUGUGAAGAGUACCAAUGCUUCUGGCUGUUUUUCAGAAGUGUUCCAUGUUCUUGCAAUGUCAAGUGAAUUUUCAAAAAAGGAUAUUUAAUUCCUUCAUGGAAAUUAUUUGUAAUAAAUGACAGUUAAAUUCUGUGUAAUCUAUCAAUAUUUAUCUAUUUCUCUUAGAUUUUUUUUCCUUUUUCUAAAAAAAAUGAACACUUUUAAGUGAAGAGUGAAUCUGGUUAGCUUGGCUGCUGCAAUUCAAAUAGAACUUUCAUUUCUUACAGAUUUAAAAAUACAUUUUAAAACACAAAAUAAAGGGAUUUUGAGUUGCAUUUAUGUCAUGCCUUAUCAUGUUGAACUGUCUCAGAGCACAAUGUAGUUCGUUCAUUCAUUUGAAGAGAGUGGCUGGUAAAUCACGAGGGCUGCCCACUUGAAUUUUUUUCCUGAUAAAAUGCGAAAGGAAAUUUUGUAGCUCAAUCUGACUGACUGAAGAUGUUGGAAAAUCUGAGACUGAUGAUAAAGAAGAUGGCAGUCAGUUAUUAUUGAUUGUGAUGUAAUUGUACAAAACGUGAAAGCUCCGGAACAACUGUAUCUGAAAUAAGAAUGUGAUCAAACUUGGGGGAGUCCAUUAAAGUUUUGUAAAUAAAAUAAAGAUUAUGUAAUAUUGCGAUGUUUUGCAAAAUA
This is a messenger RNA of Chiloscyllium plagiosum (whitespotted bambooshark), 4098 nucleotides long. It is a transcript of the gene gmeb2, whose product is annotated as glucocorticoid modulatory element binding protein 2. Gene Ontology annotation, cellular component: nucleus. The record is from RefSeq and is a predicted model, not a curated record. Gene Ontology annotation, molecular function: RNA polymerase II cis-regulatory region sequence-specific DNA binding. Gene Ontology annotation, biological process: regulation of transcription by RNA polymerase II. Lineage: Eukaryota; Metazoa; Chordata; Chondrichthyes; Orectolobiformes; Hemiscylliidae.